CAGUAAGUUUACAAUAAAUGUUUGUUGAUAAAUAUUUUCAGUCCCAGGCUCUCGGUCUUGGUGUAAAAACUUAAGAGGGUGAUUAAAUGGACAGAAACUAAUUUAGCGACAUUGAGGCCAUACGUCAGAUAUUUGUGAGAGGGCAUGACAAUGUGAGCAGUUUGCAACUUGAUAAAUGAGGGAUUGAUUACAUGUUGAAUCAUCGAUGAGUAAAAAACUGCCUCACCUGCGGUUUCAGAGCUUCCAACAUGGGGCUCACCAAGCAGUACCUUCGCUAUGUUGCCAGCGCAGUCUUUGGCCUCAUUGGCAGCCAGAAAGGCAAUGUUGUCUUUGUGACGCUUCGUGGGGAAAAGGGCCGUUACGUGGCAGUGCCAGCCUGUGAGCACGUUUUCAUCUGGGACUUGCGAAAAGGAGAGAAGAUCCUUAUCCUUCAGGGGCUUAAACAAGAAGUCACUUGCUUGUGCCCCUCCCCAGAUGGGCUGCACUUAGCUGUUGGUUAUGAGGAUGGGUCUAUUCGAAUCUUCAGUCUCCUGAGUGGGGAAGGAAAUGUAACCUUCAAUGGACACAAAGCAGCCAUCACUUCCUUGAAGUAUGAUCAGCUGGGAGGCAGGCUGGCAUCUGGGUCCAAGGACACAGAUAUUAUUGUGUGGGACGUGAUCAAUGAAAGCGGCCUCUACCGUCUAAAGGGGCACAAGGACGCCAUCACACAAGCUUUGUUCCUACGAGAAAAGAACCUGCUAGUCAGCAGUGGGAAAGAUACCGUGGUGAAAUGGUGGGACCUUGAUACCCAGCACUGCUUCAAAACGAUGGUUGGCCACCGAACUGAGGUGUGGGGAUUGGUUCUGGUGUCAGAAGAAAAGCGACUCAUCACGGGGGCUGCGGACAGUGAGCUGAGGGCCUGGGACAUAGCCUACCUGCAAGAGAUUCAAGAUCUAGAAGAACCAGAGCCCAAGAAAAUCAAGGGGUCGUCCCCUGAAGUACAGGACACACAUGAAGCCGAGAAUGGUGCCCUCGAGGUUGACGAGGCUCCUGAGGAUCGCAUCCUCACCUGCAGAAAAGCUGGCUCCAUCCUGCGGGAAGGAAGGGACAGAGUUGUGAACCUCUCGACCGACAAAACAGGCAGAAUGCUUGCUUGCCAUGGAACUGACUCUGUGCUGGAAGUGUUCUGCAUCCUUUCCAGGGAAGAGAUUCAGAAGAAAAUGGAUAAGAAGAUGAAGAAGGCCAGAAAGAAAGCCAGAUUAAACUCUGGCAAAGGGGAGGAGGAAGACCUGGAAGUCAGUGUUGAAAUGACUCUGCAAGAUGAAAUCCAGCGGGUGGCAAACAUCAAAACAUCUGCCAAAAUCAAAUUGAGGACAUUUCAAAGCCUUUGUCCUAGAAAAAAAUUAACUGUGGGAGCUGAGACGUUUACGAAUAUUUCCACAUGCAGAUCCUUUGACCUGAUCCUCUCACCGCAAGGAGAGUUAAAGGCUGUCUUCCUGCUGCAGAACAACUUGGUGGAAUUGUAUUCACUGAGCCCGUCAGCGCCUGCCCCUCAGCCUGUGAGGACGAGCAGGGUCACCCUCGGGGGCCAUCGCAGUGACGUGCGGACUUUGUCCUUCAGCUCCGACAAUAUCGCUGUCCUCUCCGCGGCAGCCGACUCCAUUAAGAUUUGGAACAGGUCUACACUGCAGUGUAUCCGCACAAUGACCUGCGAAUACGCGCUUUGCUCAUUCUUUGUACCUGGUGAUAGGCAGGUGGUCAUCGGAACAAAGACAGGACGGCUGCAGCUGUAUGACUUGGCCUCGGGGACCCUGCUGGAGACAGUGGAUGCCCAUGACGGGGCUCUGUGGUCCAUGUCUCUCUCUCCAGACCAGCGUGGCUUUGUGACAGGUGGUGCAGAUAAGUCUGUCAAGUUCUGGGAUUUUGAGCUGGUGAAAGAUGAAAACAGUACCCAGAAGAGGCUUUCUGUGAGGCAAACCCGAAUCCUGCAGCUGGAUGAAGACGUUCUGAGUGUCAGGUACUCACCCCAUCAGAACCUGCUGGCUGUGUCUUUGCUUGACUGCACUGUGAAGAUUUUCUAUGUCGACACCUUAAAGUUUUUCCUCUCACUGUAUGGUCACAAACUGCCUGUUAUAUGCAUGGACAUCUCUUAUGACGGAACACUGAUAGCAACCGGCUCUGCCGACAGGAAUGUGAAAAUCUGGGGUUUGGACUUCGGGGACUGUCACAAGUCUCUCUUCGCACACGAUGACAGUGUGAUGUACCUACAGUUUGUCCCCAAGUCUCACCUCUUUUUCACCGCCGGGAAGGACCGGAAGAUCAAGCAGUGGGACGCGGACAAUUUUGAGCACAUACAGACUCUGGAGGGGCACCACCAGGAGAUAUGGUGCUUGGCUGUAAGCCCCAAUGGAGACUACGUCGUGUCAUCGUCCCAUGACAAAUCUCUGAGACUUUGGGAGAGAACAAGGGAGCCUCUUAUUCUUGAGGAGGAGAGGGAAAUGCAAAGGGAAGCAGAAUAUGAGGAGAGUGUGGCCAAAGAAGACCAACCAGCAGUUCCAGGGGAGACUCAAGGAGAAAAUUACUUUACUGGAAAGAAAACUAUUGAAACAGUCAAAGCCGCUGAGAGGAUCAUGGAGGCUGUGGAACUAUACCGAGAAGAAAGUGCAAAAAUGAAAGAACACAAAGCCAUUUGUAAAGCUGCAGGGAAAGAGGUUCCUCUCCCCACCAACCCCAUCCUGAUGGCUUACGGCAAUAUUUCUCCUUCAGCUUACGUGUUGGAGAUUUUUAAAGGAAUCAAGUCAAGUGAGCUGGAGGAGUCGCUCCUGGUGCUGCCCUUCUCCUACGUCCCCGACAUCCUGAAACUCUUCAACGAGUUCAUCCAGUUGGGCUCUGAUGUUGAACUUCUGUGCAGGUGCCUCCUCUUCCUCCUCAGGAUUCACUUUGGGCAGAUCACUAGCAACCAAAUGCUUGUGCCAGUGAUUGAGAAAUUAAAGGAGACAACUAUUUCAAAAGUCAGCCAAGUCCGGGAUGUCAUCGGCUUCAACCUGGCGGGUCUGAACUUCCUCAAGAGGGAGUGCGAGGCAAAAAGUGAAGUGAUGUUUUUCGCUGAUGCAACCAGCCACUUGGAAGAGAAGAAGAGGAAGAGGAAAAAGAGGGAGAAGCUGAUUUUAACACUCACCUAGAACUGAAAUGUGGUGCUUUUUCUACUUUU
Pipistrellus kuhlii (Kuhl's pipistrelle) is the source of this 3190-nucleotide messenger RNA. RefSeq names its product WD repeat domain 3 (gene WDR3). The transcript is spliced from 27 exons. Gene Ontology annotation, molecular function: protein binding; snoRNA binding. The record is from RefSeq and is a predicted model, not a curated record. Bases 249 to 3161 code for a protein of 970 amino acids. Gene Ontology annotation, cellular component: Pwp2p-containing subcomplex of 90S preribosome; small-subunit processome. NCBI's taxonomy places the organism in Eukaryota, Metazoa, Chordata, Mammalia, Chiroptera, Vespertilionidae. Gene Ontology annotation, biological process: maturation of SSU-rRNA.